GUUCACCAUCAGUCAGCUCUGAGCAAGAUGAGAACAGCUUUUGCUGUCACCUCCCUUGUCAUCUCCUCACCUCUCAGGGCCGCUUCACGUGAAAGACGCUUUGAAGCCUCUGUAUCUGCAUCGAGUUGAAGACCAGACUUAAGGAUUGUGCUUGUGUUUUGGAGUUUACGGUCUGCUGUUGCUUUUGAGACGGAUUCUACAGGUGUGUGUGAGCGUUUGACUCUUCAAGAAUCAUCUACAGGUGUGUUCACCUGCCUCAGGGGAUCUAAAUAGGUGCGAAAGUUUUGGGACUAGCUUGACGAUGACCACCAUGCAGAAGUUGCUCCAGCUGCCGGUGAACGCUGUGAACAUGGUGAAGAGCGUGCAGGGAGUCGCUCAGGGCCAGGAGGAGGCUCUCAGUCCGGUGCUGACGCCCGACAGCGGCCCGCAGAACUGGUACAACGCCGUCCAGCCAGAGGAGCUCCGACACCUGAGAUCUGGGGGGACGGGCGGCGGGGGGGAGGGGUCAGAGGAUCGACCCGGGCUGGAGGAGGGGCUUACCAGCGUUCAGUCACAACCUUUACGACACGAUGACCUGAAGGAGAUGCUGGACAGUAAUAAAGACUCCUUGAAGCUUGAGGCCAUGAAGCGCAUCGUAGCGAUGAUCGCCCGGGGGAAGAACGCCUCAGAUCUCUUCCCUGCCGUGGUGAAGAACGUGGCCUGUAAGAACAUCGAGGUGAAGAAGCUGGUGUACGUGUAUCUCGUCCGCUAUGCUGAAGAACAGCAGGAUCUCGCUCUGUUGUCUAUUUCCACCUUUCAGAGAGGACUGAAGGACCCCAACCAGCUGAUCCGUGCGAGCGCCCUGCGUGUGCUGUCCAGCAUCAGAGUGACCAUCAUCGUGCCCAUCAUGAUGUUAGCCAUCAAAGAGGCGGCGUCUGACAUGUCUCCAUACGUCCGCAAGACCGCAGCUCAUGCAAUACCCAAACUACACAGUCUGGAUCCAGAACAGAAAGAUCAGUUGAUUGAAGUCAUCGAGAAGCUGCUGGCUGAUAAAACCACACUGGUAGCAGGCAGUGUGGUGAUGGCGUUUGAGGAAGUGUGUCCAGACCGCAUCGAUCUGAUCCAUAAGAACUACCGUAAGCUGUGUAACCUGUUGAUUGACGUGGAGGAGUGGGGUCAGGUGGUCAUCAUCAACAUGCUCACGCGCUACGCCAGGACGCAGUUCCUCAACCCCAACAUCAACGAAUCUCUGUUGGAGGAGAGCAGCGAGAAGGCCUUCUACGCCUCAGAUGAUGAGGAAGAUGAAGAUAAGAAAGCCGAGGCGGCCACUCUAGCGAAGAGGAAGCCGUACGUGAUGGACCCCGAUCACAGACUCCUGCUGAGGAACACCAAACCCCUGCUGCAGAGCCGCAACGCUGCUGUGGUGAUGGCAGUAGCUCAGCUGUACUUCCAUUUGGCUCCUAAAGCAGAGGUGGGCAUCAUUGCUAAAGCUUUGGUCAGAUUAAUGCGCAGCCACAGUGAAGUGCAGUAUGUCGUGCUUCAAAACGUGGCCACGAUGACCAUCAAGAGACGAGGAAUGUUUGAGCCGUAUCUGAAGAGUUUUUAUAUUCGCUCCACGGACCCAACACAGAUCAAAAUCCUCAAGCUGGAGGUUUUGACGAAUUUGGCUAAUGAGACGAACAUCUCCACCAUCCUGAGAGAAUUUCAGACGUAUAUUAAGAGCAUGGAUAAGGAUUUUGUGGCGGCCAGCAUUCAGGCCAUUGGUCGCUGUGCUACAAACAUCGGCGAGGUCAGAGACACCUGUCUGAACGGACUUGUACAGCUGCUGUCCAACAGAGACGAGUUGGUUGUGGCUGAAUCCGUGGUGGUGAUCAAAAAGCUUCUGCAGAUGCAGCCCGAACAGCACAGCGACAUCAUCAAACACAUGGCCAAACUCAUUGACAACAUCCAGGUGCCCAUGGCCAGAGCAAGCAUCCUGUGGCUGAUCGGAGAAUACUGCGAACAUGUCCCUAAAAUCGCCCCCGACGUCCUGAGAAACAUGGCCAAAACCUUCACUAACGAGGAAGAUAUUGUCAAGCUGCAGAUUAUCAAUCUGGCUGCCAAACUGUAUCUUACUAACUCAAAACAGACUAAACUGUUGACGCAAUAUGUACUGAACCUGGCGAAAUAUGAUCAAAACUAUGACAUCAGAGAUCGUGCCCGCUUUAUCCGCCAACUCAUUGUGCCCACUGAUAAGAGCGGCGCUCUUAGCAAAUACGCCAAGAAGCUUUUCCUUGCACUCAAGCCUGCCCCCGUCCUGCAGUCUACAUUUAAAGACAGAGAUCACUUCCAGCUGGGGUCACUGUCUCAUCUGCUGAACGCUAAAGCCGCCGGAUACCAGGAGCUGCCUGACUGGCCCGAAUCGGCGCCCGACCCAUCCGUGCGCAACGUGGAGGUGAAGGAUUCUGUUAUUAGGCUGCUCGAAAGAGUCACCACUUUAACCAGCAUUCCAGAUUGGAGCAAAUGCACAAGCCGGAAGGAUCGUAAGGAGAAGAAAACAGAGAAACCAUUCUACUCAGACUCAGAAGGAGAAUCUGGUCCAACCGAAUCAGCAGAUAGCGAAUCAGAUUCAGGCAGCGGUUCAGAAAGUGCCAGCGCCAGUGAUGAAAGCGGUUCCGGUUCAGAGAGUGAGGAGAGCAGAGAAGAGACUGAAUCUGAGGAUGAAGAGGAAGAUGAGGAGAAGGAAAAGAAAAGAAAGAAGCGUCUGGACAAGACCAAAGCAAAGAAACCAGCAGAAGAGAGCGCAGAGAGCGAGCAGAGCAGUGGUACCGAGGACAGAAAACGAGGCAGGAAGGCAGUGAAGAAUCAGAAAAGUGCCUCAGAAUCAGAGAGCGAAUCAGAAAGCAGCGAAUCAGAGGACGAAUCGGAGGAGGAGUCAGAGGAGGAGUCUGAGUCAGACACCGACAUCAGGAAGAAGAAGACGCCCAUAUCAAAACAACCUCCCAAACAAUCCAAAAAAGAGAGCAAGAAGGAGAGGCAGGAAAUGUCUUUGCUGGAUCUGGAUGACUUUGAACCGGCUCCAGCAUCAGCUCCAGUGACUCCGGUUAACUUCCUGUCUAGUAGUCUGGUGUCUGAUCUGGAGGGUUUGUCACUGACCAACAAUAUUCUUGCACCUACAACCAUUGCUCCUUCUGGUUCGAUAAAGAUGUAUGAGCUCCUACAUCGUAUAACAGGUGAGGGUCUUGCGGUUGAGUAUUGCUUCAGCCGACAGCCCUUCAGUCCAGACCCUAAUAUGGUGGCCGUCCAGAUCCAGUUCACCAACAACACCAACUCCGAGACCAAAAACCUGCACAUCGAGGAGCCCAGGCUGCAGUCUGGGAUGAGGAUCCGAGAGUUCACAGAGAUAGACGUGUUAGCAGCAGGUGAAUCGGUUACUGUGGUGAUGGGCAUAGAUUUCUGUGAUUCUACACAAGCAGCAAACUUCCAGCUGUGGAUCUGUCUUAGGCCCUUUGCUGUUUUCAAUAUACAGAACUUUCACAGAAAAUUCCAAACAAUUUCUUCCUUCCCAUACCUAAUGACACCUGUGUUUCUGACAGAAAAUGACUUCAAGAAGGAGCAAGAGAAUCUUUUGAAUGGUAAACUGAUGGGAAUGAAUGAAAUCUCAGAGAAGUUGACGCUGGGAGAGAAAUGCGUGAACGAACAUGUCAUCGUUGAGAGAGUCACGGCCACCGCUAACUUGAGCAGAGUACCAUGCGGUUCAGAAAAAGAGUGCAGUACACCUCCUCCUCCUCCUCCUUCUGCUCCUGUUUACAGAUUCGCAGGGAAAACGGUCAGCAGCGGUUGUCUCGUGCUGGUCACCGUCCCUACGAAGGAAGGCGGCGGAGCUCAGCUGACGGUGAACUGCGAGAAGAUGUUGAUCGGCACACUGCUGGUUAAAGACAUCAUGCAGGCCCUGUCGCAGUGAUGGCGCCCCCUACAGUCAACACCCUCCUAUUGCUGCUUACCGCAUUGAUUCGCGUCUCUGUGUAGAUAUUUUCCCAACGCGGACUGGCUUGUAGCAUCAAAAAAAAUACUUCGAACUGACAUCAGAACAGCAACAGUAACAUUCACAGCCCCGUAAUCAGGAUGUUUCUUUUAUUUUCAUCUGUUGAAUGUUGCAUGACAUCAAAAACAGUUAGUAAAGACAGUCUUUCCACCAUAAAUUCUCCCGAAUUAAUGCACAAACUUGUGUCAGUUUAAAUUUAGAAGCUCUGUAGGAUAUACAGAACAUGGCUGGCUGUUUUUGGAUACCAUCUGCUCAGUGAAACAAGACUAAUAAUCAUCUGAGUGAUUCGUCAGUAGAAACCCUGUGCGGUUUAUUUUUAGUGUUUAUCUUUCACAUUUUCUGAAUGUAAUGUCUUACAUCUGAUGCCAGACCGCAUCCCAAUGACGACAGCAGACUUGUUUCCAGAAACCACUUCAAGCUGUUUUUGAAAACAUGAACUUUGUUCAACUCUCUGAAACAUGUUCAUUCUGGUUUCGUGUUGGUUUUAGCAAAAUCAAAAGCUCCGAAACACAUCAGUAUGAAUGCACCGUCUUCACUAUCUCUUUCGACAGUAUGUCUUAUCUGUAUUUGCGAAUGUGUAACUGCUGAAUUAAGGACUGUGGACUGGUGUAUCACUCAACAUUCAUCAGCUUCUUGUUCUCGUGAAGCUCUCAGAAGAAUACAGUAUCUCACAAUCCGGUUAUUUUAGAUAUUUUAAUGCAGUCUGGAGCCGUUUAUCCUGGUGAAGACACUGUUAGUAGUUAGUUUUAGACCUUUUUUAGAUUUGAUGAUGUGCUUGAUGGCAUAAACCGGAUCUUCCUUCUCCCCUAGGUUCACAAUGACAUCCAGCUUUACUGACUGUGGGAAAUCAUUUGUUUGAAUAUUAUAUCUCUAUUUAUUAUAAAGAGUUUUAAAUGUCAAUAAAAGAGAGCGCACACUCAAA
This is a messenger RNA of Cyprinus carpio (common carp), 4925 nucleotides long. RefSeq names its product AP-3 complex subunit beta-2-like. Gene Ontology annotation, biological process: intracellular protein transport; anterograde synaptic vesicle transport; vesicle-mediated transport. The transcript is spliced from 30 exons. Lineage: Eukaryota; Metazoa; Chordata; Actinopteri; Cypriniformes; Cyprinidae. The record is from RefSeq and is a predicted model, not a curated record. Gene Ontology annotation, cellular component: AP-3 adaptor complex; membrane coat. Bases 302 to 3922 code for a protein of 1206 amino acids.